Anopheles coustani is the source of this 3307-nucleotide messenger RNA. RefSeq names its product elongation of very long chain fatty acids protein AAEL008004. Gene Ontology annotation, cellular component: endoplasmic reticulum membrane. The record is from RefSeq and is a predicted model, not a curated record. Gene Ontology annotation, molecular function: fatty acid elongase activity. Lineage: Eukaryota; Metazoa; Arthropoda; Insecta; Diptera; Culicidae. The transcript has 11 exons. Gene Ontology annotation, biological process: very long-chain fatty acid biosynthetic process; fatty acid elongation, polyunsaturated fatty acid; fatty acid elongation, monounsaturated fatty acid. Bases 518 to 1567 code for a protein of 349 amino acids.
CAUUAGGUGCCGUGCGAAUUUGAAAAUCAGUGCGUACGAGCGAAGACUUCAAACCUCGCGAAGGCGCGUCGCGUUCCAGGUUUUUCGGGAAGACGGUUCUAACAAAGACAAUUUCUUUAUUAACGAGUGCGCGCGCGCCCCCGCCUCACCCCCAGCAGCAGUGCGUGCCCGUUGCGUGUGUUGCGUGUGCGAAAGAUCCUGCUUUCCCGGAACCCCCGGAAGCCCCAGUGACGGACUGAGAAAGAAGAAAAACCGGGCACGGAAAAGCAUUGCAGCGCCGAACCAGCCUAAUAGAAAUCCAAUCAUAUCACCGGUUCCGAGAGGGAAGCAGCAACAGCAGCUAAUUCUGCAACAAGUAAGCAGCAUUCAAACACCCACCUGCGCCCGCCAAGGAACGGAAACAAACAUCGGAAUCGGAUCUACGCCGGUUGAGCAGCGGCAUUAAAGCAUCCAGCCAAAAUCCAGCAUAUCUCCUGCCGUUUGCGUAGUUUGACGUCCAACACAUAUACUCACAAAAAUGGCCUUAAUUAUGAAAUAUAUUGACAGUAUGCACCACUACAUGGACAAAUAUGGAGAUCCCCGGACAAAAGAUUGGCCCCUGAUGUCGUCACCGCUCCCAACCCUAGCGCUAUGUUUAGGAUAUGUGUACUUAGUCAAAGUCCUGGGCCCAAGGCUGAUGGAAAACCGCAAACCCUUCCAGCUCAAAAACACCCUCAUAGUGUACAACUUCGUUCAAGUCGUGUUCAGUGCCUGGCUAUUCUAUGAGAUCGGUGUAUCGGGUUGGCUAACGGGACAUUAUAACUUCCGAUGUCAGCCAGUCGACUAUAGUAACCACCCCAAAACGCUGAGGAUGGUGCACGCCUGCUGGUGGUAUUACUUCUCUAAGUUCACCGAGUUCUUUGACACGUUCUUCUUUGUGAUGCGCAAAAAGAGUAGUCAAGUGUCGACACUGCACGUCAUUCACCACGGAUGUAUGCCAAUGUCGGUGUGGUUCGGCGUUAAGUUCACUCCAGGUGGUCACAGCACAUUCUUCGGCCUUUUGAACACGUUCGUACACAUAGUUAUGUAUACUUACUACUUGUUUACUGCCCUCGGACCACAAUUCCAGAAGUACCUGUGGUGGAAGAAGUACCUUACCGCCCUUCAGAUGGUUCAGUUCGUUCUGAUCAUGGUACACGCUUUCCAACUGUUGUUCAUCGACUGCAACUACCCGAAAGCCUUCGUCUGGUGGAUCGGUAUGCACGCUGUGAUGUUCUUCUUCCUGUUCAACGAAUUCUACCAGUCCACGUACAAAGCUAACAAGCUGCGAAGAGAAGCGGCUGCCGCGAAGCGAGCGGCUGAUCUUCUCCUGCUCCAGCAGCAACAAAACGGCCACACGGCCAACGGCACGGCCCCCACCGUCAACGGCAGCGCCAACGGGACCCUCAGCAAUGGUUCGCUCGUUGGCAACGGCACCGGCAACAAGGCGGCCGAUUACUACGUCCGCGGCGACCUGCCGGCCGAGAUGGAGCUGACGCAACGAUCAACAGCUCAGGCAAGCAGCGGCACGCACGCAUCGGCUCAAUAAUGGCGGAUCACGGGCGGAUUCUGUUGUUAUAAAUGAUUAUUAAUUUAUUGUAAAACUCCCGGAUGCCGGCUCGAAGCGCGCUGGCCGAAGCCGCCGAAACGCAUCCGCAUCCCAUUCCUUUGUGCCCAAGUCUACAGGCGUGCCGGCGUGCACGCUACUACUGACGCUUACCGCGCACUUUUGUCCUCGCGCCCGGCCAAGGCGCCAGGUUUUUUGGUGGCGCACACCAAAAGGGUGCGCGCGUCGGUGUAUGUUUCCGGUGUUUUUGCCUAUUUUUCUUCGUAUUUUUGUUCGUUUUACUCUACCAACCUUCACACGUCUCCUCCCGGAAAGCGGGAUACCACUCUUGUGCACGGUAAACUCUAGUAGCUAGUUAUAGAAACCCGCUGUUCUGCGCCGGCCGGUCUUUUGAUUUCGUGUAUCGCUUUCGAUCGUUAUGCCUUCGGGCAUAGGAGAUUGAAACAGUCGCCGUAAUUUCUAUGACUUCUUGUCAUCUUUUUUUUAACAUGUAAAAAAGGAGCUAAAUCGGUGUUUAUAUAGUGAUGAUAUUUUGAUAUAAAAACAAACAAACAAAAAAAUAAGACGCAAAAUGAACAAUGCAAAGAUGGGUGUGUACAGUGUGCCGGAAUGUAGCUGUUAGAGAAACGAGAGCGUGCAAGUGUCAGCUAGUAACUGAGAGAACUGUAAAACGCAAGCCAGGAUACGAAACAAAAAUAAAAGAGUUGUGUAAGGAGUGCAGGAUUAUGUGAGUGGAGGAGUCGAAAUUAAAAAAUACAAAAUCACUAAAAGGGAAAUAGUUGCCAGGGUCAGAUUAUCAUAAACGAACAAAACCUAGCCGUGUUUGAGUGUCUACGUGUAGCAGCGACUGUACAAAUCAACGCAAAAUCAAUUUGAACCAUUAUGGAAAUAACCGACCCCUGCCAGCAUCUAUCACCAAGUCGAUAGACGGUCGAUGGCCGGAAUUACCUCUUAGCGCUCUUGGUGCUGGUAUUUUUCUGCAAACAAAAAAAUAAAAUAAAAUAAAACUGGGUAGCUUCUAGAGGUAGCCGCCGGAAAGCCAAGUAGCACAAAGGGAAUUACAAAAACAGAAAGCAAAAUCAAACUAGAAACGGCCAAUCAGCUAAUAUGGUAAUACAGUAAAGAACGGUAGAGGCACCAUCCAAGGCUUUAGACACAAUUUUCCCGUGUGCAAGUCUACCGGUUCUUUUCGAAAAACACUGAUCAAACGCCCCCUGAACCUUGACGGGAGCCCCACCCAAGAAUCCACGUUUCCCUGAUCCCCCGCUCUUAUCCCAGCAUCCCAUUGGUGACGAUGGGGUGUGCACCUCGAAGGCAGCGGUACUCCCGUCGAUGCGUGUGUGUGUGUGCGGUGUCCUAUAUUUACAUUUUAAGUGAAAUACCAAUCUAUUUUUUCACUCUAAGUCUAAGGAAAUAUUUUUUUUUUGAAGGAGACUUUCGGCAAUAAAAUGAAGAUAAAAAUAAUACCAACAUAGGUUAUGAUUUCCAGCCCCAGCGCAAUUCCGCGGCCGGCGAAGGAUGUUGAAGAAAGAAACGUAGCGACGUGGUGUCCUGGUAGUGGCCGAAAACGAAGAAAGAAAGAAAGAAAGAAAGAAAGGAGAAUAUUAUACCACAGUUAUUUAUACGCUUGGUCUUUGGAAGAAAGUAUAGUAUAGAAAGGGAUGGUGCUGGAAGUAGAUGAAAACCACAGCGAUGUUCUCAAACCGUUUCAUUUGUGUAUGA